AUGGACUUGGGCGACGCGAGUCGAAACCCCACUCCCGAUGUCGACGAACACGACGCUCCCGCCGACAAAGAGUACCACGACGUGAUAGACUGUCCUCACUGCGACGCGAAAUUCAAAUUCACCGACGCACACGCCUGGCGCGACCACAUCCUCGAGCACAAACGCAAGCCCGAAACCAUCAUCAUCCGGAACCGACCCAUCCUCCUCUGCGACCUCCUCAACUGCAGCUACACGACCACCAACCCUAGCCACCUCAAGAGCCACAUGGAGAGACACAAAGUGAACCGCAAGCGCCUCCCCUGCCCGGUCGAGGGCUGCACGUACACGGCUUUCCGCAAGUGCGAGGUGACGCGACACCAGAAGAAGCACAAGAACCCGCAUUAUGUGUGGGAGGGCCAGGGGUCCUACCCAUGCGAAAUCAAGGGGUGUCCGUUUUGGACCUUUAGCAGAGCCGUGUUCGAGGAGCACAUGGUAGAGCAUGAAACGCUGCAGAGGGCAACUACGAGUACUGCGGAGAAUUUGGAUGCCGAUGCGCGUUCUCCAUCCGAUGCGAGCUCUCCAUCUGAGGCAUCUUCGACCCCGGCCGUCGAACAUCCCGAGGAUACCAACGCCAACAAGGACCCUAUGGACGGAGUGGAUGACUUCACACCUUCCUUUAGGCGCUCUUGGCCCUUCACCCCAAUCGCGAACACCACGAACACAGCCGGUCCAAUCUCUAGUCUUGGGAUCGCCGCUGCCAGAGCUGCCUCUACCCUGACCUCCCUUCCCUUCACCGACCAGGCCAUCAGCUGGUCCGAGGCAGAAAUCGCUGACUUCCUAUGCCUGCCUAUCGGUGCUCAGGAAGACGGCACCCAAGCCACCACCCCCGACGUCGACAUGAGCGACGAACAGCCCGAGCAACGCACCAUCCCAGAUCCCCGCCUCGUGAAACUCGCGGAAGCGCAUAAAGCCUUCGAAGCUGAGCUUGCCCGCCUGAAAGGCAUUGGGAGCGCCCAGGCGAGCGGCGUGGUGCAGGUUGAACAUGUCAUCGGCUCUGCCAUGAACUUGGACAAUGCCUUGGGACUUGUUUUCGACUCGAUCACUGCUGGGAACGCGUUCAAUGGCGCAUCUGGCAUGUGCGUCCCUGGCGCUGCGGAUGAAUCUCAGGCUUUCUUUGAGGAGAACCGCGAGAUUUGGAACCAGCUGUUCCCUGAUACGCCUUUAUAA
Coprinopsis cinerea okayama7#130 is the source of this 1206-nucleotide messenger RNA. RefSeq lists its product as hypothetical. Gene Ontology annotation, cellular component: nucleus. Lineage: Eukaryota; Fungi; Basidiomycota; Agaricomycetes; Agaricales; Psathyrellaceae. The coding region runs from base 1 to 1206 and encodes 401 amino acids. The record is from RefSeq and is a predicted model, not a curated record. Gene Ontology annotation, biological process: regulation of transcription by RNA polymerase II. The transcript has 2 exons.